Messenger RNA from Fusarium oxysporum Fo47, 1611 nucleotides. RefSeq lists its product as uncharacterized. NCBI's taxonomy places the organism in Eukaryota, Fungi, Ascomycota, Sordariomycetes, Hypocreales, Nectriaceae. The record is from RefSeq and is a predicted model, not a curated record. The transcript is spliced from 3 exons. Bases 415 to 1404 code for a protein of 329 amino acids.
AAACAAAUCAACUCUUCUUUGCCCACCUUUUCUUCUCUCACACCUCAUCUGCCCUUGAAGCUGCCUACCUAUCUCCCAGAGGCACUCCCGCCAAUAGACAGAUACAAACUACUUUUGGUAACGCAACUUAGCCGCCUGCAAAAAUGAAGCCACGCAGACAUUCGAAACACAGAAGCCCCAAAGGUAAAGAACCUGCGGGAUGUAACAUAAUCUACUUGAGCGAAUCUCCCGUCAAAAACAUGCCCUCGAGCAACGCCUCAAAUGACACAAACAUGGCUAACGAGGCCACGGCUACCGGAGCAAACACGAUCCCUCUAGGAACAGGAUCAGAAGGCUCUUCUGGCAGAGCUGGCGCACCACCCAAAACGCCAAACCCGUUCUCACCCUCACCGGUUCUCACCCUCACCGGUAUCAAUGGGUCCCAGACCCAAGCGGGUUUGGCAGCCAUACCUCCCAUUGUUCUCAUCGGAGGAUUUUGAAGAGCCAAGAACAGGCGAAAAGCCCGGUGCUAAUAACAAUGGGAAUAAUGGGAAUACUACUCCUCGAACCUCACAAGAGGCUUUAAAACGAUCAUUUAAUAUGAUGGAAAAGUGUCAGGCCAUAGAAAUGUGCCUGUCCUUGAAAGACGAAUAUCUUGCCAUGCCCUUGGCGCUCAACCACGAUCAAGGGCCCUUCUGGACCAAGGUUCUAGAUGAGAAACUUGAACGUAACGUGGCUGCCAAGAUCAAAAACUGGAAAGCUCUGAAGGAGUGCGUGGACUAUUGGUGCCAGCUUCGACGAACACUCCUACGAGAAGGCCGCUUGCCGGCGGUAUCUCAGGGUCAACCAGAGUUAGAUACUCUGGUUGACUCCUGGAACAAGGUCUUCGCCAGGCGAUUUUGCCAAAUGCACAAGGGUUAUUUUGAGAACGGCGACUGGGCUACAACUGGGAACAGAAACCAGAGUGAUGGCGUAUCAAACAGUACCCCCGAUAAUCAGCGAAAGCGGCCGCGCUUAGAUAGCGGAAUCUCUUCAGAUGUUUCUCCCCGAAUUGGGAGCAGAGAAGAAGCCAGCAGACCUCAGCAAACACAACUUUCGCCACUAAGAAGGCCUCCAGCAUCACGAACUCCAGGGAGACCAUCUUCGCCCCCAACUCAAGAACGAAAAAGUAGGCCCGCGGGCAGCUUCCCCAGGGGUCACGAUUCACAGUAUCCAGACAAAUGGGUGGGUGAUGGUGAACCCCACCGCCCUUGCCAACCACGAGGGUUCCGGGAAGACACUGUCGAGUUUGACAAAAUGUCAACUCGACGCCAGAACCAACUUAUCAGGACACAAAAUCGUACGCUGCUCGAAAAGUUCGAGGAGUUAGGACCUCGAUCAGAGCGGGGGCCAAGGAACAACCAUGACUCCUACCACAGGCCUUGACUAGGAGAUUCAGAAGCAAUUGGUACUUUGAAAGUGAUAAAAUGCGAGUUACCGCCAUCUCUAGGUCUCCUGAUUUGGUGAAGAAGGAAUAACAACCAAUGGGUGACUUUUUGGACCCUGACUUUGGACUUGGUGGAGGAGACAAUUUGUACAGUACAUCAGCAGCUGGGUGAUAGGAACAGCAGGGAAGCUAUUCAACAAAUGCAG